Messenger RNA from Perca flavescens (yellow perch), 4524 nucleotides. RefSeq names its product plakophilin-4. The coding region runs from base 164 to 3565 and encodes 1133 amino acids. Gene Ontology annotation, cellular component: adherens junction; plasma membrane; cytoplasm. Gene Ontology annotation, biological process: cell-cell adhesion. Gene Ontology annotation, molecular function: protein binding. The transcript is spliced from 22 exons. NCBI's taxonomy places the organism in Eukaryota, Metazoa, Chordata, Actinopteri, Perciformes, Percidae. The record is from RefSeq and is a predicted model, not a curated record.
UACACGUCGCGUGGGAAAUGUAGUAGCUGUCACGGCCGCCAGCGGGAGGAUGGAUGCGUAACAGGACGGAUCGAGCCAGCUGUGGCCUGCUUCUAACGGCAACAUCUGGCCGGGUCAGAGAGGGCUCGUCAGCAGCCAGCCGGCUCUGGACUACAGCGAGGAGAUGGAGGAGGGGGAAGGGCCCAUGGCGGUCAGAGAGGGGCAGAGCGGUCACGGCCUCCCACCGAACGCCAGCAGCAGCACCACCACCAACAACCUCCUGGCUUCUGUCAAAGAGCAGGAGCUUCAGUUUGAGCGGCUGACUCGGGAGCUAGAGGAGGAGCGGCAGAUCGUGGCGAGCCAGCUGGAGAGGUGCAUGCUGGGAGCUGAGUCACCAGCGGGAGACAGUAGCAGCUCAUCCGAGAAGUCGUUUGCAUGGAGAUCUGCAGGUGGAGAGUCGCAGGGCGGAGUCCCGAAGGCGUCUGGAUGUCCGGGACGUCCCCUGGAGGCGGAGGACGGACUCUACAUGCCUGAACCGGACCGCGCCUCCCUGCAUGACAGUGAGGGCUCCGGAGGCCACUCGGCUCAGAUGACCUCGUAUUCAGACAGCGGCUACCAGGACAGCAGCGUUAGUUUUUACAGCAACCAAAAUGUGGUGCGUUCGGAGCCCCGGGCCUCGCUAUCGAGAAGCCCGAGAGCCGAGGGUCAGGCCUCUGGGCAGGUGUCUGGCAGGGUGUUACGGAGGAUGGCCUCCCUCCCUUCCAGGAGCCAGUCUCCCGGUUGCGGCACCGCCGGCACCGUAUCCCCCUCCCGCAUCUCCCUGCGAACGUCCCAGGGCAGCACCUACGACUCGCCCAUUCUCUCGGAGCCCAAACCUCUGGCCGCCGUGUUCCCCGGCACUUUCAUGCCGCCCGCCUGCCCGUCGCCGACCUCUCCGACAGACGGCCCCCAGGCCCCGGGCGUCGGGUUGGUAGGAGGCCGGGGGCGCCUGGGCUCCACCCUGUCUCUGGUGGAGGGGAGGUGUCUGACGGGGUCCCCGCUGCGCUCGGGGAUGACGGCCGUGCCGCAGCACUACGGCUCCACGCUGCCCCGGCAGAGCCAGCCGCUGGCCUACGGAGCCGACCCGUACGGCCUGUACCAGAGCACCGCGCUGCCCCGUCCCGACAGCCUCAUAGGUCUUCACAGUUCUUACGUCGGUCAGGCGGGGCAGAUGGAUUCAGAGCUGAGGGCAGCGCUGUCUCCAGACUGCCACAUGACGCCCGUGUUCGAUGAGCGCUCCUUCCACAGCCCCCUGUACCACAGCCCCACCCACGACCCCCAGGGCUCGCUCUACAGGACAAACACAGGUAUGGCGACCCUCCCUCGGGCCACGAGCCACUGUGGCACGCUGCCGUACCAAAGAAGCAGCUACGGGCUGAGCACCGCGGCUCUGUUCGUCGACUCCUACGGGGUCUCCGGCGAGCCCGUCUUCACCCACCGCCACUCGGGACUGGUGGAGCGGGUGGUCACACGCACCCCGUCCAUCGAGAGCAUCCAUAAAGACCCCAGGGAGUUUGCUUGGCGUGAUCCCGAGCUGCCGGAGGUCAUCCACAUGCUGCAGCAUCACUUCCCCUCUGUCCAGGCCAACGCCGCCGCCUACCUGCAGCACCUGUGCUACGGAGACAACAGGGUCAAGGUGGAGGUGUGUCACCUGGGAGGGCUCCAGCACCUGGUGGACCUGCUGGAUCACAAGCUGACCGAGGUCCAGAAGAGCGCCUGCGGGGCCCUGAGGAACCUGGUGUACGGCAAGGCCACCGACAACAACAAGGUGGCGCUGAGGAACUGCGGCGGCGUGCCCGCCCUGCUGCGCCUCCUCCGGAAAACAACCGACAACGAAGUCCGCGAGCUGGUCACCGGCGUCCUGUGGAACCUCUCGUCGUGUGACGCGGUGAAGAUGACCAUCAUCCGCGACGCUCUGAGCACGCUGACCAACACGGUGGUCAUCCCCCACUCGGGCUGGAGCAGCGGCGCGCACCGCGACGAGCACAAAGUCAAGUUCCAGUCCUCGCUGCUGCUGCGGAACACCACCGGCUGCCUGAGGAACCUGAGCUCAGCAGGGGAGGAGGCGAGGAGUCAGCUGCGUUGCUGUGAAGGUCUGGUCGACUCGCUGCUUCACGUCCUUAAAGCCUGCGUCAACACCUCCGACUACGACAGCAAGAUCGUGGAGAACAGCGUGUGCACCCUGAGGAACCUGUCCUACCGGCUGGAGGUGGAGAUGCCCUCCUCUCGUCUCCUCUGCAACCCAGAGCUGGACACCCUGCUGGGCUUCUCCUCGCCGGCCAAGGAGCUGGACUACCUCUGCUGGGGCAAGAGGAGGCGCGGCCGGAAGAGGGGCGGCUGGCCCGACGACAAGUGGGACGGCGUGGGGCCCAUCCCGGGUUUCUCCCAGCCUCUGAGGGGGGCGGAGCUGCUGUGGCACCCGGUGGUGGUGAAGCCGUACCUUAACCUGCUGGCCGAGAGCUCCAACCCCGCCACGCUGGAGGGCGCUGCCGGCUCGCUGCAAAACCUCUCCGCCGGCAACUGGAAGUUCUCGGCCUACAUCCGAGCGGCGGUGCGUAAAGAGAAAGGUCUGCCCAUCCUGGUGGAGCUGCUGAGAAUGGACAACGACCGGGUGGUCUGCUCCGUCGCCACCACCCUCCGCAACAUGGCGCUGGACAGCCGCAACAAGGAGCUGAUAGGAAAGUACGCCAUGCGGGAUCUGGUGAACCGGCUGCCCGGCGGCAGUCCGACGGCGCUGUCGGACGAGACGGUGGCGUCGGUCUGCUGCACGCUGCACGAGGUCACCAGCCGCAACAUGGAGAACGCCAAAGCUCUGGCCGACAGCGGAGGCAUCGAGAAGCUGGUGGACAUCAGUAAAGGACGGGGGAAAGGCAGGUACUCGAUGAAGGUUGUGAAGGCGGCAGCGCAGGUGUUGAACACGCUGUGGCAAUACAGAGAGCUGAGGAACCUCUACAAACAGGACGGCUGGAACUACACUCACUUCGUCACUCCCGUCUCCACGCUGGAGCGAGACCGCUACCUUUCCCAGCCGACCCUGCCCACCGGCCCGCUGCAGAUGUCCCCCGUCAUCCAAUCAGGUGGCAGUGCAACGUCCUCUCCGGCGAUGCUCGGGAUAAGAAGACACAGUUCAAACUAUCAGCGAGCGCAGUCAUCUAUGCAACUCGACACGUAUUACGGAGACAACAGUUUACACAAACGGCCGUUCGCAGGGUCUGAGAAGAAAACUCCGUAUUUCAUCCGGACAUAUUCUUCCCAGUCGGGAGAGGAUUUGAGAAGGUCCCAGCACACGGAGCCAUUUUACGACGAGCCCGACGGGAAAAACUACAACAGCUACCGGAUCUACCUGUCGUCCCCGCGGGGCUACGGCGACGAGCAGUACGAGGACGAACCGGCGCACCUGACCCCGUCCUCCCCCGACGGCUACGCUGGCCAGCCGCUCCAGUUCAAAGCCAACGCCAACACCAACUAUGUGGACUUCUACUCCACCACAAGGAGGCCUUCAAACAGGGCCAACAAGUUCACCGGCUCCCCCGACUCCUGGGUGUAACUAGACACAAAAUGGACACCGUAGCUGCUUCUCACGUCGCUUAAAUUGCCUCCUCGACUCCUCCACUUGCCUCCUUUCUUCGCGUCUUAGUCUUUGAGACGGCCUUCACCGAGGAGGGACGGGAACAACUUCCGGUUCAGCCGAGGAGUCGAGGAGCUAUCAGAUAAGCGACAUGAGAAGCACCCCCCCUGUUGUGUAUGUGGAGCUUCUGUUUCUGUGGGUGUUUGUGUGUGUGUGUGUGGGGUGGUGCACGUUGUCGGUGGGUGGGUGCGCUGUGUGGUUGCUGCAGGGUCCUACCAAAAUCUACCAAAUGGCUGGUAGAUUUGCUUCACUCGCCAGCCAAAAAACAAUGGUAAUCUAUUGACUUUUAUGAUUUGAUUUAUUAAGCAAAUGUGAAAAAAAACAACACGGUUACAUAUACUGUAUGACAAAAUGAAUAGAAAAAAACCAUGCAAAGGAAACCCAGAAAACCCUCAAGGGGCUUGACAUGUUAGGUUCCCUUAAAUAAUUCAACUAUUGAGUGGCUCGUCAAAUUUGAACAUUCAUUAGCCAUUUGGCUUAACAAAAAAAGUAAAUUUUGGACCCUGGUUGUGUGUGAACGGUUGAGGAUGCAUGUGAAUGUGUGUGUGCAUCUGUGUUGAAAACUGUACUUACUGAAUGACCGGGGGCUUGGUUUUUGCCAUGUGCAGCUUUUGACUAAUUUAGGCCAUGUGCACCGUAAUGCAGAUAAAACAUGAACCAUUUCUUUUACUUUACAAAACACUACUUUUAGCGUGUAUAGAGCCAACAUAUUUUCACAUGUAAAUCUGUAAACUAUGUGUUUAUUUCAACCAAAACUAGAGUUGUGAUGGUUGGAAAAGUUGAACGACGACCCAAAACGCUUUUUCACAGUUUUAUUUUGUUUCUGUCGACUUUGAAUGAAGUGUGUUUUACGAUGCUAAAAUGACUGUUUAUUUACA